Messenger RNA from Entelurus aequoreus (snake pipefish), 4393 nucleotides. Its product is annotated as disintegrin and metalloproteinase domain-containing protein 12-like. Bases 331 to 3186 code for a protein of 951 amino acids. The record is from RefSeq and is a predicted model, not a curated record. The transcript has 23 exons. Gene Ontology annotation, molecular function: metalloendopeptidase activity. NCBI's taxonomy places the organism in Eukaryota, Metazoa, Chordata, Actinopteri, Syngnathiformes, Syngnathidae. Gene Ontology annotation, biological process: proteolysis.
UCAAAUGGUGUGUUUGGUGGUCUUCCCCACACACCAACAUCCUUUCAUUAAGCGGCGCUUCUCUCCCGGCUGCCAUGUCCGCGGUAGACCAACACAAUAAAACAUUAAGAUAGCAAAAUAUAUUCCCGACACCAGACUCGAAUGACAUUCAUUUAACGGAAUAAGGAGAAUCUUCCCUCCCGUUUCUCAAGCUUGACAGUCAGCCCGCCACGUGACGUCGGAGCCCGCGCGUUGCCCACCAACAUUUUUUACUACUACAGCUCAAUUUCCUUCACCGGGUCUCCGUUCCGGUUUUGGGUCGACUCCGGGGUGCUUUCAUCCGGUCCCACCAUGAGACUCUGGCGGCGGAGGAAGAACUUGGUCUCCCUCGUCUUCUUCGCUGUCAUCUGUUGCCUGACCUCGGCUAUCGCGGACGUUGACAGCGACAUUUACAAUACUCUGGAGGGAAGCGUCUCUCCCAAGGCCGGACAUCAAGGCUAUGGGACCACCGUACCUCUGCUGCUGAUGGGCCCGCUCACUAGACCACUCAGCCAACUUGCCCCCGGGGGUUAUCCUUCGUCAUUGCGGCUGCUGGUACUGGCUGAAGGCGAGCAGCUGGUCCUGCUGCUGGAGAAAAACCAAGGUCUGUUUGCCAGCCACUACACAGAGACUCACUACCAGGAGGACGGAGGCGCCGUCACCAAUGCUCACAACGUGACGAAGAACUGCUACUACCACGGGACGGUGCAGGCGCAUCCCGACUCUGACGUCACCCUCAGCGCCUGCUCGGGCCUACGAGGCUUCAUCGCGCUGGAGAACAAGUCGUUCAUGGUGGAGCCGGCGUCCGGCCGAGGAGCGGGCGUCCACUUCAUCUACCGGGCCCAGGAGCUGCCGCUGACCCAAGGGGACUGCGGUCACGGGCUCAACGUGUCCUCCGUCGCCCCUGAAGUACACCUGAAGAAACCCUUCCAGUCCUUCCACUCCAGGCACAAAAGGCACGCGCAGAAGACCACCAAAUACGUGGAGCUGAUCAUCGUGGCGGACAACAGAGAGUUCCAAAAACAGGGGAAGGACGUGGAGAAGGUGAAACAAAGACUGGCAGAAAUAGCCAAUUAUGUUGACAAGUUCUACCGAGCGCUGAACAUCCGCGUGGCCCUGGUGGGUCUGGAGGUGUGGAGCGACCACGACAAAUGUCCCGUCACGCAGGAUCCCUUCGCUACCCUUCACGAGUUCCUCGACUGGCGCAAAGUCAAGCUGCUCCCUCAGAGGCCUCACGACAACGCUCAGCUCAUAAGUGGGGUUUACUUCCAGGGCACCACCAUCGGCAUGGCGCCCAUCAUGAGUAUGUGCACGGCCGAGCAGUCUGGAGGCAUCGUCAUGGAUCACUCCGACGUGGCGCUGGGUGCCGCCGUGACGCUGGCCCACGAGCUGGGACACAACUUCGGAAUGAACCACGACACGCCGGAGCGCGGCUGCGGCUGCCGGAUGACGGCGGACCGCGGCGGCUGCAUCAUGACGCCCUCCACUGGGCAUCCGUUCCCCACAGUGUUCAGCACGUGCAGUAAGAAGGACCUUGCAGCCAGUCUGGAGAAAGGGGUGGGCAUGUGUCUGGACAACAUGCCCGAGGUCAAGGUGCUCUACGGAGGCCAGAAGUGCGGCAACGGCUACGUGGAGGAGGGGGAGGAGUGCGACUGCGGGGAACCAGAGGAAUGUUCCAAUCCGUGCUGCAACGCCACCACGUGCACGCUGAAAGGAGACGCCGUGUGCGCCCACGGACAGUGCUGUGAAGACUGCCAGCUCAAACCGGCGGGCACCGUGUGUCGGGGGUCGGGCAACUCCUGCGACCUGCCCGAGUUCUGCACGGGCGCCGCCCCUCACUGCCCGGCCAACGUUUACCUCCACGACGGCCACGCCUGCCACGACGUGGAGGGCUACUGCUACAACGGCAUCUGUCAGACCCACGAGCAGCAGUGCAUCACCCUGUGGGGCCCAGGAGCCAAGCCGGCGCCGGGGAUCUGCUUUGAGCGCGUCAACUCAGCGGGGGAUCCUUACGGGAAUUGCGGGAAGGAUUCCAAAGGCUCCUUCGCCAAAUGCGAUGCAAGAGAUGCAAAAUGUGGAAAGAUCCAGUGCCAGGGCGGAGCCAACCGGCCCGUGAUCGGAACCAACGCCGUUUCCAUAGAAACCAACAUCCCACUCCAAGAGGGGGGCCGUAUCCUGUGUCGGGGAACGCACGUGUACCUGGGGGACGACAUGCCGGACCCCGGUCUGGUCCUGGCCGGCACCAAGUGCGGGGACGGCAGGGUGUGUCUGAAUCGCCAGUGUCAGAACGUCAGCGUCUUCGGCGUGCACGAGUGCUCAGGAAAGUGCAAUGGACGUGGGGUGUGCAACAACAAGAACAACUGCCACUGCGAAGCGCACUGGGCGCCCCCGUUCUGCGAGGGGGCGGGCUUCGGGGGCAGCAUCGACAGCGGGCCGACGAGACUGGCAGCCCACAGCCUGGCCGUCACCGUGGCCGUCCUGGGGGCCACCAGCGGCCUUCUGCUGGCCAGCGCCCUGGUCUUCCUGAAGAGGAAGACUCUGCUGCGUCUGCUCUUCACCAACAAGAAGAGCACCUUGGAGAAGCUCAGGUCCAUCGAGGAAAAGAGGCCGACCAGCCCACUCGGCAUUCAGUCCAUGUGUAGACCACUACCACAACGUAGACCUCCCCCCAAACCCAGCAUUUAUAAGCCUCCUCCUUCCUUCCUGAGCGCAGAGCCGCUCCUCCCCCAGCACAAGUUCCACUCCCACAGCCUGCGCCGCCUGCCGCUCUACCAGCCCCUCAACAUCAGCCAGCCCAUGCCCGUGUCACUCAGCGUGGGUCAGCCCAUCCUGCCUCCCCUGCCCGCCCGACACAGGUUGCCGCCGGCCCGCCACGCUCUCUCGCCGCCGCCUUUUCUCAGUCUGCCCCGCCAGCCCGCGUCCUACCUCCUGGUGCAGGACCUGGACAAGCCAAGUCCGCCCCAGAAGCCUCUUCCUGCCGACCCGCUGGGGAGAGGCCUUCGUCUGGCUCACGGUGCCCCGAUGGUGGGCGUUCACAUGCCGGGAAAAGGGCUGCUGCCCAUCCCCAUCCCCACUGUGCCCAGACCUCCACCCACCAUCCCUUUACCCAGCAGACCUGCUCCAGUGUUGCCCUACAGACCACCAAAGACCCCCAAAGACUACUGCUGAGCUUUGCCUUCUUCUCCAAGCACAAAGAGGCUUUCUGGGUCGUUUGCACUAACGGAGACUCGGCGGCCGUUGUUGUUUUCACGCAGCUGGACUGUUGUUGUAACGCCUCAGCUCUCCACUAGAUGGCGGUGUCACAGCAAGGACGUGCAUGGUCACGUGACAACAAGCCGGAAGCUUGUGACUUUAUUUGUGGACACUUUGGAAGCUAAAAAUGCUAACACGACGUGCCACUGACUAAAAAGGUGCUCUUUUGUCCUCGCUCAGGUACCAGUGGACUUAUUUAUUUCACUUGUUGGUGUUUUAUGCACAUUUUAGGGACGGAGGAGACACCUGGUCCAUCAUUUGGCAAAUAAGCCAACAUCUAUUGUCAGGUUUCAAGCAUAUUUUAUUCCCUUUUAAAUCCGCAGUAAAAUGUUACGCUCACGUAAUUUAUUUAUUAAUGCUUUUUCAAGCUUGUGUAAGUAUGGUUGGUGUCAUUGUUCAGUGCAAUUUUCUCGUUUACCUCCUUUUUGUACCGUCAGUGUUGCUUCUUCUGUGUGUGGAAGUUUGUACAUCCUAACGUGACCUUUUUAUUGACAUAAAAAGGUAAGGGAAGUCAUGUGGUCAGCCUGAUUUACAGUAUUAGCGCACACUGCCACCUUGUGGAAGAACGCUGUUAUUACAAGUCAAGCCCGCCUGCUCUAUUAGAGCAGGGGUGUCGGACUUGUUGUCAUGGAGGGCCGCUUGUAAGAGUGAAUGUAAGAAUAUAAAAGUAUAAUCACCUUAUUAUUGCCAAUGCAUUUGGUUAUUUAAUUUUUGUACGUACAAAUUGAUGGAUAACUUGCUUUAAAAUCGUAAGUCAAGGUGACAAGCAGAUAUUUAAGUAUUUGUUAUUUUUACAAACUAUCAUACCUUAUAUAAUAAUUAGAGGUUAAUUUUUUUUUUGACGAAUGAGAUAGGCUCCAGCGCCCCCCGAAGGGAAUAAGCGGUAGAAAAUGAGAAGUUUUAAAAAAUUUUUUUUUUUUUAGGCCAUUUCUAUGCUUUGUGCACGUAUGUGUCAUAUGUCAGCAAAUGAGGUUUUGUAACCUGUAAGUUGCUUUGUUAAGGUGUUAUUAUACCAAAUGGUACAUUGCAAAAAUCAGUUUGAAUGGAGAAUCGUGUUGAAUCGAGUAUGAAUCAAAUCCUCACCCCAAGAAUAGGAAUUGAAUGACGAGGAGAGGCCAAAAGU